AUGAUUCCUGUCACUCUCGACACACUCAACCAGCUCAUAGGGCUACCACCUGUCUUGAUUCUCGACCGAAAUUCCAUGGGCGUUGCCUAUGUUGAUUUCCUAGUCCGCCUUUCUCCACGACACAUCACCUCGAAGGAGGGUCACAAUCAGCUCCCCUUCGAGCUGUGGCUUACGAUACUCGAAUUCGCCCAGCCUAUUCCCAAACCGCGUUUCAGGGGUCUUGAUAGACGGGGAACCUGCGACCUGGUGAUACCGCGUGCUUUGGGAGUGAAUAUCGACGGGAUACCCACCUUGUUUUGUGAGCCCUUGAGCAGACCACAGUUUGGCUUGUUGAAGCACUGGGAUCUAGAGAGGCUGUACAAUCACUAUCUCAAGCGACCGCACCUUCAGCUCUCGGAAGCUAAGAACCCGUUUGGCGAUCCAUCAACCCCGGGGGCCACCUUCAUAGGACUCCCAGUCGGCCCGGGUAAUGCUCUCUUUGCAGAGCCCCAAGAGAUCUUGACGAGGUUCGAUGAUGAGAUGCGAAUCUCCCUGGGCACGAGCCUCUGCCCUUCGACAUCGUUCUUCUGCUGGACAUCACUCUUCUACUCGCCAAUCAUCUGGACAUCAGUCUUCUGGCCAGCACUGUUGCGCAACCUACUGGACACUACUCUUCUGGUCAGCACUUUUCUUCUCGUCAAUCUUCUGGACGCCCUCGACGAUAAAAUGCGAGUCUCCCUCGUCUACUUCCACAAUAGCCUGGUCAGGCGAACGGAAAGCCAAGAAGGCCGACUCAAAUAUCUCGAUCAGUGGCAGAUAGGACUCAAGGAACUGGCAAAUAGGCUAUCGAAAGGCGGAAAUCUCGGUAUUCACGAGUCCUUGCUAGUCAAUCUCGCCGUAUAUACGGAGUGGCUGAGGGAACUAUUGGAUCUAAUAGAGGAUCUAUGA
Fusarium keratoplasticum is the source of this 927-nucleotide messenger RNA. RefSeq lists its product as uncharacterized. NCBI's taxonomy places the organism in Eukaryota, Fungi, Ascomycota, Sordariomycetes, Hypocreales, Nectriaceae. The transcript has 2 exons. The record is from RefSeq and is a predicted model, not a curated record. Bases 1 to 927 code for a protein of 308 amino acids.